GUAUAUAAAAAAUAAAUUUGGAUAAUAUUGUAAAAAAAAAAAUAUGGCAAAGCGUGUGAUACAGGACUGCUGUUGGGAACACUGAGUCUUGUUCAGAAGCAAACCCUAGCAUCAACAAAAAACAGAAAAUCAAUCCCAAUUCAUGAGAAUCAAGUGGCAGCAAUAGGAAUCAAUUCCGGUUACAUGCAAUCCCAGUGAUGGCAAAUCUUCCGGUGGAAGUAAUCACCGAAAUCCUGUCCCGUCUGCCGGUGAAGUCAGUGCUGCGGCUCCGCUCCACCUGCAAGUGGUGGCGCUCCCUCAUCGACACCACCCACUUCAUCCUAUUCCACCUCAGCAAAUCCCACACCACCCUCAUUCUCCGUCACCGCUCCCACCUCUACACCGUCGACCUUCAAUCCCUCGAGAAACCCCUCGAAAUCACUCACCCUCUCAUGUGCUACAGCAACAGCAUCAAGGUUCUCGGUUCCUGCAACGGCCUCAUCUGUAUCUCCAACGUCGCCGACGACAUCGCCUUAUGGAACCCUCACCUCCGCAAGCACCGGAUUCUCCCCGCUGACCGCUUCAACCGCCCGGACUCCUCCCUCUUCGCAGCCCGCGUCCACGGCUUCGGCCACGAUGCCGCCUCCAAUGACUACAAGCUCGUCAGCAUUACUUACUUUGUCGAUCUCCACAAUCGCACCUUCGAUUCCCAGGUCCAACUCUACACACUCAAAUCCGACGCCUGGAAAAACCUCCCUAGCAUGCCCUACGCCCUCUGCUGCGCUCGGACCAUGGGCGUCUUGGUUGGCGGUGCCCUUCACUGGGUCGUCACUCGCAAACUCGAACCUGACCAACCCGAUCUCAUAGUUGCCUUUGACCUCACGCUCGAGAGCUUUCGUGAAGUUGAACUCCCUGCAACCGUGAAGGGAAAUUUCGAUAUGGAGGUGGCUCUGUUGGGAGGGUGUCUGUGCCUGGUGGAGAACAGGGGAAGCGGAUUUGACUUCUGGGUUCUGAGAGUGUACGGAUCCUCAGAUUCGUGGGAGAAACUGUUUACCAUAACGCAGGACCAUCUUCACAUUGGAUUGCCAAAAUUACAAUCUGUGAGGCCUUUGCUUUUGGACGGAGACAGGGUUUUGCUUGAACAGAACCGUAGUAAGCUCUGUUGGUAUAACCUCAGAAGUGGCGAUGUGAGUUUCGUUAAAAUACCCGGAAUCGGAAACUCCAUCGAAGGCACAGUUUGCGCUGGAAGCCUUCUCCCACCCACUCUACUGAACCUCCGUGACGAGAGCGAGAUGCACGAACUGGGCCACCAGAAGAAUAGGAAGAAAAGGGAUGACUUCCUGUCUAAGGGGUUCAAAUUGACGUUGUAAGCUCGAGCAAAAGAAGAGGACACGGUAUACAGCUGAAACUGGUUUGUCCUGUGAAUUGAAUUGUCUCUUGUUGUGAGAUUAGGCACCCUGGUUCAUGGGAAAUACUUGGAAUGAUCAGUAACAAAACCACUCUUUUUAAUGCUAAUUUCUGGGACGUUCAAUUCCCUCCCUUUACUGCCGCGAGUUUGCUCAUGUUGUUUUUGUCAGGUUUGAAGAGGGACCAAAGUGCUCCAGUUCAAAAUGUUCAAUAUCAAGAAAAACGGUACAUAAGUACAACCUGUUCAUACCAACAAGGAUAAAGAAGAUGCGCCAUGGGCAGUUAAGUUUGUAAUGAGUUCACUGCUCCAUGGGGUGAGGGGUAUGCAUCUGUGUAUUUAAUGGUUGAAGCUACCCACGUAUACAAUACAAGCCACUUUAAUAGAUACAAUCUCACGCACAGUUUUACAUGAAUAGUGCUCUGUCUGAAGAAAGUGAGUUUUGGUCGCUCGAUUGAGAAGGAAAUCAGAACACUUGGAUUUUCUUGCCUGGAUAAGUCAAGGAACAAAUUACUGAAGUAAUCAGGUUUUUUUAGAGUUACUGAAUUUUAACUACAGAUAUGGACACUCUUUUCACGUUAUAGACAGAAUUAUGGAUGACAUGUUUUACUUUUAGGAUUUCUUUUUGUACUUUAAUAUAUGUUAUAUCUAAGUUUUUUCAA
Vigna radiata var. radiata (mung bean) is the source of this 2046-nucleotide messenger RNA. RefSeq names its product F-box protein CPR30. Bases 198 to 1349 code for a protein of 383 amino acids. The transcript has 2 exons. Gene Ontology annotation, molecular function: protein binding. The record is from RefSeq and is a predicted model, not a curated record. NCBI's taxonomy places the organism in Eukaryota, Viridiplantae, Streptophyta, Magnoliopsida, Fabales, Fabaceae.